GUGUGAGGGUCACAUCAUUUGAGAAUCAAAGCCUUCUUGGUCUUGAUUUUUCUGUUUAACUUGUAACAUUUUAUCCAUUUCAUUUUUACAUGACACGCUGCUAACUUUCAAUGUGAGUUUUUUCUCAUUGUGACAGGCGUAACGUGCUCUUAACCCUUUAACGUAAGAAUUAUUCGAGCGGGCACAACAACAACAACAACCAGCAUCCUGUUCUGUCACCCUGUCACUAAGUCCUUGAUAAAUAAUAUUAAGAGUCAGCAGCCUCCAGAAUCCAUACCAGUUGCAACAUCAAUCUCUUUUCUCUUGAAAUCAAGUAGACGCAUUUUGACAUUUUACAUAACCCAGGAAAUGAUCCAACUUGAUCAGUGUUGAUCAGUUCACCUUCUGUGCCAUAUAUCAUACCACGUUGCAGCAAAUUAAUUCAGCGAGGUGACCAUAGAUCUUUGUCAAUACAAGCUCAACAAUGGCAUCUGAAGUGACUGUAGAUCCUUUUUCAAUGCCAUCUGAAUCCCCUCCCCAGCCUCAACACAAACACAAGAAAACAUGGGCAGAACUGAGACAGGCUGUGCGCAAUACUCGUAAAGUGCUGACCUCACUGGCUAGUCGUGUACCUUCCUUGUUUACAUUCAGAUCAAUUCAGAGUGAUCAAGGACCUGUCACAAGGAUUUACUUCCUAGGAUUAACAGGGGGCAGCAGAGAAAAUACAUUGUUGUAUGUGGAUAUACCUAUGAAGGAAAAUGGUUCAGAUUUACUGAUCUGGAAGAAUGUGCUGGAUUCAUUUCAAGCCACAUUGAGCCAGGGAGAGCUGUCUAAAGAGGAACAGUUGAUGAGAGAGAGGCAAAGACUUGGAACUUUAGGAAUUACAUCAUAUGAUUUAGAUAAUGAGACUGGGACAUGUGUCUUCCCAGCAUGCAAUAGUCUUUUCUUCUGUGAGCUACCUGACAUUCUGAAUGAGGAAAAAGCAUUACCUUCCAGCAUCCCCACACUUUGUGCUGGAGCUCGUCUUGACCCUAAAAUUUGUCCCACCAAUUCAGAUUUAGUAGGAUUUAUCAAUAACAGUGACUUAUGGGUAACAAACAUACGGAGCGGAGCUGAACUGAGACUCACCUUCAGUCACACAGGAGCACUUCGUUUGUCUGAAGACCCCAAAAGUGCAGGUGUGCCCUCAUUUGUUGUCCAAGAAGAGUUUGACCGUUACACUGGUUAUUGGUGGCAACCAGUCAAAUCUUCAGAUGAUAGCCCCGAUGUGUUCAGAGUGCUGUAUGAGGAGGUGGAUGAGUCUGAUGUGGAAAUACUGAACAUUUACUCCCCCUCCACAGAUGGAGUGGACGAGUUCAGAUACCCAAGGGCAGGUACUGACAAUGCAAAAUGUAGCCUGAAGAUUGUAGAAUUUGAGUCCACUGCAGGCCAGCUGGGUAGUGUCCUGGAGAAGCAGCUGUAUGAGCCUUUAUCAACAUUCCUCCCAUGGAUGGAAUACAUUGUCAGAGCUGGAUGGACGCCAGAUGCAAAGUAUGUCUGGGCGCAGGUGCUAAGCAGGAAUCAGUGUCAACUGGCUGUGGUGUUAAUCUCCCCUGACUGUUUUAUUCCCACCCCUGUGGACAUGGAGGUGGGCAGCUUUGACAGUUCUGUGUUCCCUCCGCUACAGGUGAUAUACGAGGAGACAUCAGACAUCUGGGUCAACGUCCAUGAUUUGCUGUAUUUUUUCCCACAACAAAGUGACACUGAAAUCUCCUUUGUUUGGGCGAGUGAGAAGUCUGGGUACCGACAUUUGUACUUGAUGACCUGUAGCCUGCAGCUCAACAGUAGCUCAUCCAAUACCAGUGAGCCCAUGGAGAGAUAUGAAGGUGGUUUGCUGGUGAUGCCCUGGAGGGAGACGCAGUUGACUGCUGGGGACUGGGAGGUGAACCACAGACAGAUAUGGGUCGAUGAAAGACGAGAACUAGUGUACUUUGUAGGAUUAAAAGACUCCCCUUUGGAAACACAUUUUUACGUGGUGUCUUACACUCACCCCUCAGAACCUGUCAGACUGACAAAGCUGGGGUCCUCUCACGCAAUCUCCUGUGAUAAGGCCUGUACUAUGUUUGUGACAGUGUACAGCAGUAUACGAGAGGUGACCUGUAGCAAAGUAUUCCAGAUAGUCCAUGGAACAAACGGCCAAAUAUCACCUCUCCUUAUGGGAACUUUAUUAGGGGCGUCAUUUCUAGAUGAGGAGUACAAGUCUCCAGAACUGGUGGAGUAUCAGACGGAGGCGGGGCAUCGAGCGUAUGGCAUGGUCUACAGACCUGGCCACUACGAGGAAGGUGUCAAAUAUCCCACGGUACUCUUUGUGUAUGGAGGUCCUCAGGUCCAGCUAGUCACCAAUGCUUUUAAAGGACUCAAAUUUCUUCGUCUUCACACUCUGGCUCUGGAAGGCUAUGUUGUUGUUGUUAUUGAUGGAAGGGGUUCGUCCUGUAGAGGUUUACAGUUUGAGAGCCAUCUGAAGAACAAUCUGGGUUGUGUAGAACUGGAUGACCAGGUGGAAGGUCUCACCCAGAUCGCCUCUCAGCUACAGUGUAUUGACCUAUCACGAGUUGCCAUCCAUGGCUGGUCCUAUGGGGGUUACCUUGCAUUGAUGGGUUUAGCUCAAAGACCAGAUAUUUUUAAGGUUGCCAUAGCUGGGGCCCCCGUGGUGAUGUGGACCAUGUAUGACACGGGAUACACAGAGCGCUACAUGGGAAUCCCAGCCAAUAACACAGAGUGCUAUGAGAAAGGCUCAGUGCUUCAUUAUGUGGAGAAGUUCCCAGAUGAAGAAAAUCGAUUACUGAUAAUCCAUGGCCUUAUAGAUGAGAAUGUUCAUUUUCAACACACUAGUGUACUGGUGAAUUCCCUGGUAAAGCUGUGCAAGCCGUAUCAACUGCAGAUAUACCCCAGUGAGCGGCACGGUAUACGUAACCACGAGUCCAGUGAACACUAUAAAACCAUGGUACUUAGCUUCCUGCAGCACAAUUUGUAGAGCUGGUGGAACUGCUGUGAUUUUUAACAUGGUUGAGUGUAGCGUUCGUAAUCUACAGUUUCUGCUGGAAAGAUUUGCAACCGUUGUCAAAACUUAAAUAUUUCAUUCAGAUAUUAAAGGCUGGAAGCAGUAUUUUUUAAAAUUGUUCAUUUAAAAUAGUAUAUUCCACUAAAAUAUCAUUGAAGGCAAAAACUCUCCUGAAAAUAAUCCAUUGAAGAUGGAACAGAAGUGAACUGAUUAUUUGGCUAGAUCAUUUUUAGCUAGAAUUUUUGUACAGAGUAAAAAAAAAAAAAAAAAAUUACCAUGAAAUUUUAUGAUACAUGUAAAUUUCACAUCUUUUCAUUGAAGUGAAUGUUUUUAGUUUUGUGUGAUAGGGUUGGUUUGACUUGCCGUAUCAAGAAAUACAGGUUCUGUUGCUGUUUAUCAUAUGUAUAAUCAUUCAGACGAUUCAUUCAUUCAUGGGACAGCUGUCAUUUAGAUGUAGAGGAAGGUAGCAUAGAAUGAAAUAAACCACUGGCAGGUACAUAACCAAAACCUUCCUGGCAUAAAUCAAGAACAAGAAUGGAAUGGAUCAAACCUAUCCAUCACCAUAAAUGUCUGUGGUCUCUGAUGAAUUCUGCACAUCUUCCACUGUCUUCGUUUGGCUUUAAAGCAUAACAGUAUAAUCAUUGACACAGUGAGUGGGACAUCAAGCCUGGUGUCUUCAGCAUAGUAUUCCACUGAGGCAGCACUACUGAUAUGGCCACUAGUGAAACUGUCUUGCAAGAAAGGUGCAUGCUAUAUUCCUAAGCAAAUGGUUACUACAAAAGCCUGGACUUGUAUUAUUUUAAUCAUUAUACUUUGUGUCACUCUUAUUAAAUUCCCUGAAAUCAAAGGUUGAAUUUUUCAAAACAAGUAUUUUCAGAUUAUUCUAAUGUAACUUAUUGGGGGAACUGUUCGAAAUUUUUGUCACUGAAACAGAACAGUUGAUGUGUUCCCUAACGUCCCUUAUGACAGUUACUUUUGAAACAGUGAUACAUGAACAUCACUAGAACGUUUGUACCGUGUUCAGUAGCAAUGAACUGUACCAUCGGGCUCUGCAGCACAGUUGGUUGUGCAGUGAGGCUAGUCUUUCUGGUUGUGAAUUACCCUAAAUGACCUAAAAUUUCGUCCAUGACAAAGCUCACUUUUCCCGAUUCUGAAAGUUCUACUGGUUUUGGAUGCAGGUAGGACAAUGUCCAACUGAACCAAAUAACUUUCUAAAAUUUUUGACAAAUUUGUUUCUAAAUAAGCACUUUUUGGGGGUGAAAUUUUAAGUCAAUUAGAGUUUUAGUUUAGCCUACCCUAGAUACAGGCUUUAGUUAUCUUACUGUUCAAAAUCAUGCAAAAAUUGGUAAAUUCCCACAAUGAUGCCAAGCAGGAGGAUUUUUGCUGGGUAUGAUGCUCAGUGUGCAUGUACUGUCCAGAAAAUUUGAAUUUCAAAACCAUGUUCACAGCACCAAAAAAUGAGACCUGGAUUGUACCAUACAACAUCUGUAAAACAAACCGCCUGUUACACGCCAAGACUGUGUAAACACUAAAUUGUAGAGCCAGAAAACAGCUUAACCAGAUUGCUUAUCUUGUUGCCCUCCCCUCCUUGACUGUGAUAUUUGUGGUUUCAUACUAUCAGAACCCAUAGCUGUGUAUCAGUUCGUUGAUAUUUUUAAAUGUUGUCAGCAUGUGUUUUAUGCCAAUAAAUCCAUUUCCUCCGUA
This is a messenger RNA of Liolophura sinensis, 4723 nucleotides long. Its product is annotated as dipeptidyl peptidase 9-like. The coding region runs from base 464 to 2992 and encodes 842 amino acids. Lineage: Eukaryota; Metazoa; Mollusca; Polyplacophora; Chitonida; Chitonidae. Gene Ontology annotation, molecular function: serine-type peptidase activity; dipeptidyl-peptidase activity. Gene Ontology annotation, biological process: proteolysis. The transcript has 20 exons. The record is from RefSeq and is a predicted model, not a curated record.